Ixodes scapularis (black-legged tick) is the source of this 1410-nucleotide messenger RNA. RefSeq names its product transmembrane protein 203. The record is from RefSeq and is a predicted model, not a curated record. Gene Ontology annotation, biological process: intracellular calcium ion homeostasis. Bases 254 to 655 code for a protein of 133 amino acids. Lineage: Eukaryota; Metazoa; Arthropoda; Arachnida; Ixodida; Ixodidae. Gene Ontology annotation, cellular component: endoplasmic reticulum. The transcript has a single exon.
GGCACAACCGCGACGCAAAAUCGGCAACACUGUGCAACUUCCUCCCUAAAAAAACAAUAAAAUGCAAAAAACUCUCGAGAAGCUGCGGAAGAUGUGCCUGGCUGCCGAGUUUCGGCAGGUCUACGGGCUUAUCCUCGAUGUUCACGUGGACAGGCAACCUCUACUACGUUCUUGAGGGUCGCCGCUCGCCCCACCAUGAACUGGGACCAGGAGAUCCGCGCCGAGCCGUCCUGAGACCUCGGACCGUCCGACUAUGUUCACCCUCAAAGAACUGGCCCGAUGGCUGGGCAUGACAGUCUUCGAGAUGUUCGUGCACCUGAUUUCCGUGAUGCUGUUCUCGCUGAUGGUGGUGCUGAAGCUCGACAGCGCCCUGGACAUCUCGUGGUGGACGGUGUUCGUGUCGCUCUUUAUCUGCGACGGCCUCAACGCCUACUUCUGCGUGAUCGUCUUCAUCCGCCAGUACAUCGAAGGCGUGUACAAGGCGGGCGCGUUCCGUGCGCUCUGGAGUUUCGUCCAGCUUUUGCUCAUGUUCCUCUUCAAACUGCUGCUCUGCCUCAAGCUGGAAGGACAGCGCCAUCUCGUCUAUUCCGAAGUCUUCACCCCCCUUUUUAUACUCCUGAUGCUCGUAAUGGUGCGCGCUUGCCAACUGCACUAGCACCUCGGGGUUUGAGUCUUGCGUUCUGGUGCCUCUGUUGCGCCGUUGUUUAGAGUCAGUCUGCUACAAUAUGGCUGCCUGAAAUGCACGACUAGUCCGAUUGGUUGUACGCCCCUCUAUGUGCCACCGAAGUGUGACCAAUCGUGUGCCGAUGGCAAAGGUAGGGCGAAUCUGAUUCGUCGCCUUAUCGUGCGUCUUUAAAAUGUGGCCAAUGACAGCCCAGUGACCUCUCGUUCGGGUCACUGCACUAGACUACUACUAUUACUACUAGAUCCAAAACGCGUCGCGAUUUUGGUACUUGUAAGGUGGCCGCCUCACAACCUCAUGUCAGUAGCAGGACAAGUCAUUUGUAUCAUCCUGCAGCAGAGGUCUUUUUGUUUUGUCUUCCCUUUUUUACAAAGUUGUUGCAAACACUGAGGCUCAAAGAAAGAAAGAAAGUCUUUUCGAAGUUUUGAAAUAUGCUAUUCCACUUUCAGUCAGCAGCCAUAUUGUAGUUUCUGAAGCACAAGGGCUAGUGUAAUCCACGUUACUAUAAACGGGCAUGAUGGAGCUACUGCUCGAGACUUGCCGUUGUACAGUUAAAAGAGAGGAAAUUUUCGGCUUGCAGUUUGAAUGACGUUACUGCUAUGAAUACUGCUACUACCACUACUACUACCUUUGUUAUGCCACAAGUAAUACAAACUACAAGAAGAAGCAUUUGUAAAUACCUGUACAAUUUCGUUUUCUUUUUUGAUAAAAAGUAUUUAUUGACUUUG